This is a messenger RNA of Myzus persicae (green peach aphid), 1377 nucleotides long. RefSeq names its product WD repeat-containing protein 92 (gene Wdr92). The transcript is spliced from 2 exons. Gene Ontology annotation, molecular function: ubiquitin binding. NCBI's taxonomy places the organism in Eukaryota, Metazoa, Arthropoda, Insecta, Hemiptera, Aphididae. The coding region runs from base 236 to 1306 and encodes 356 amino acids. The record is from RefSeq and is a predicted model, not a curated record.
UAAAUUCUUAUAUGUAAGUAUAUAGUAAUUUUUUUUAUACAUAUUUAUUUAAUUGAAGUCUGAUAACAAAAUAGGUAAAUAAAUCUGAUAUCUACUAGCAAUUGUAUCACACACUUAAAGGUGCUUCAUUGACGUCUCAUACAAUUCAUAAGUAACCAUAGCAACAAUAUUUACACAUCACUCACUAUAAUUUCUUCUUGAAUAUUUUACUCAAAUGUAAUAAUAAGUUAGAAAAAUGAAUACAUUAAGCAAAUCUCAGAUUAUUAUUCACAGGGAGAAGUCUGUAAAUUAUCAGUUGAAAGAUUGUCAAUGGAUUCACAACUCAGCCAAGUUCACAGCUGUUGGUGGCAAACCAAACUUGAAAGGUGUUAUAAAUAUUUAUACAUUGGAUGAUAAUGAUAUUCAAACUAUUCAAGAGUAUGAGAAAUCAGUUGCCAUUGAAUGUGCUACUUUUCAAGCAAGUUCUAGUAAUAAAAGACACUUGGCAGUUGGAAACUAUGAAGGUGGCUUAGAAAUUGUGGACUUGGAGUAUUCAGCCAAGUCACUCUAUUCUGUAAAAGCUCACCAAGGACUUAUUUAUUGUAUUGAUGGUAUUGGUGGGCUUGGAAUUGGAUGCGGAGCCCCUGAAUUAGUGACAGGUGGGAAGGACGGUUCAGUCAAAAUAUGGGAUCCAAGAGAAAAACUACCAGUUGCAAAAAUGGAAACUGCAAUCGGUGCUACAAAGCGAGAUUGUUGGACAGUGGCAUUUGGAAAUGCCUACAAUUCAGAAGAACGAAUCGUUUGUGCUGGUUAUGAUAACGGUGACAUAAAAAUGUUAGACUUAAGAGCAAUGGCAUUACGCUGGGAAACCAAUGUUUCAAAUGGAGUUUGUAGUUUAGAAUUUGAUAGAAGAGACAUUAAAAUGAAUAAACUAAUAGCCACAACAAUUGAAUCACAUUUUUAUGUAUUUGAUAUUAAAGUUCAACAUCCUACAAAAGGUUUUGGUUACAUAAAAAAUAAUGUACACAAGCAUACUAUUUGGACUGUCAGACAUCUACCACAAAAUCGAGAAAUAUUUACUACUACUGGAGGAAAUGGUUCAAUAUACUUAUGGAAAUAUAUGUAUCCUGAAGACAGAUAUAAAACUGAAUCUGAUGGUGACAAGAUAACAAAUCCAGGCAAAUUACAAUUAAUUCAAAAUCAGUUAAUAUCAACACAACCAAUCAAUAAUUUUCGAUGGUGUCCCAGUAAAUUAGGUCUAGCAUUGUGUACAUCAUUUGAUCAAAACAUUAGGCUAUUAAUUUUAACAAAACUCAACUUGUAUUAAGCUCAUUACUAUCAUUAAUCUAAUAUUUUUUUUAAUAUAAUAUCUCUUUCUUGUAUUACUUGUUUAUGAAG